Messenger RNA from Exaiptasia diaphana, 4305 nucleotides. Its product is annotated as 5-hydroxytryptamine receptor 4-like. NCBI's taxonomy places the organism in Eukaryota, Metazoa, Cnidaria, Anthozoa, Actiniaria, Aiptasiidae. Gene Ontology annotation, cellular component: dendrite; membrane. Gene Ontology annotation, molecular function: neurotransmitter receptor activity; G protein-coupled serotonin receptor activity. The coding region runs from base 1787 to 2791 and encodes 334 amino acids. The transcript has 2 exons. Gene Ontology annotation, biological process: G protein-coupled receptor signaling pathway, coupled to cyclic nucleotide second messenger; chemical synaptic transmission. The record is from RefSeq and is a predicted model, not a curated record.
GGCUUGCUUGCCGCACUGGCCUGAACGGUAAUUGUGGUUUGUGAUGAUGCAAUAACAUUUCUGUUUUUCCAAAGCAGCACUUGAUACCAUAUUCGUGGGUUAAUUUUGUGGCUUGUUUGAAUACUUCCCAUAUUAUAAAUUAUUAUCUUGACAUAGUUCCAUCAAAUAUGUUAAUCAUCAACUAAUCAAUAGCUCAUUAUUUUUCUAAUAUGAACACCGUUUUAAGUUUUGGAGAAAUUAUGGGAUGUCCAGGGCGAAAAAGCACAAAAUUUCCUGGUUUUUCAUUGGUUUACUUUAAGCUCGAGUUUGCGAAUUUUAUAAGCAGUAACCGAAAAAGCUCUUUAACUAAUUGACCACAUGCGCUUUUUCAAAACUUACAUGAUUGAGAUGAUUGCUUGUGUAGAAUGGACCAUCAGUCAGGUUUGAAAGCCACGAAAGGUUACGGUGAAGAAGAAAAAAAAUUAAAACUCAUCAAAAUUCAUAGCGCAAUUAAUAGAGAAAAAAAAAACUUCAAAAGACUUAAUGAUCUAACUCUUGUUACCAUGACAAUAAUUUAGUCUUUACCAUCGCAAUAAUUUGACCGUUACCAUGACAACUAAUCAUUACAGAUGAUGAGAAAAAAAUUGAAAUAGAAGCAUUAAACUAUAAUAAAAUCUAAUAAAAAAUUAGCUUUGGACCAUAGUAAAUGUCAUUGAGAGAAGACUGACGAACAAAGGUGCGAUAAAGCUGAAUAGACGCAAUCAUUGGAGGAACCUAAUACAUGGUCCGUGCUAUAUAAACCUGAUUGUCGGUUCACACGUGCCGAAUUCAAUCCUCACAAUAAUGAGGUAAUAAUGAGUACAAACAAAAAAUAACAGUAAUUUGUAUUGAAUUCGGCACAUUUGAGACUUUAGAAUAAUGAUUGAUCCGUAAAGUCUAAUAUAAAUUUCAAUUUAAAUCAUGGCUUUUACUUUUACUUGAAAAACCUCGCACCACAUCCGGGCUUUUUCUAAGUUUUCAGGCAGGUUGCUUAAAAGAUUCACUAGGAUUUGUGGCUAUCUGUAAAUCAGUUCAAGGACGAUUUCAAUGAGAUAUGUGACUUUUGCGCAAUAAGAAUGUCUUUAUGAAAUGAUCUGAAAUCCACAGUUUCGUUAUAUAAGCAAUAACAAAAAUAAAUUUAGCUAUGUUCCAAACUUAAAUUGAAUUGUGCCGAAUCGUAUAAUUUUUAACUCAAAGCAUAUUAUGCUUUGUUAAAUCACAUCAUGUAAGCCAAAACAAAAGACAAAAGAUUGUAUAGUAUCCUGUGAAUCGAAAGUACUUCCCAGAGGGGCAUUGAUGGACAUCAGCAACGAAAGCUCUUCUGCUGCAAAUGGUUUGGUGUAUAGCGAUUUACUGAUAAAUAUAGACACCAAUAAAUCGUAUUAUGGCAGUUUUACGUUGGUCUGUCGGCUUUAUAAAGUCAAACAUUAGAUCUGUUCCGAAUAUGAUCGAUUGUCAUCCAUCGUUUGGUCGUGGGCCUUCUAAUUAGAUAUAUAUCCUUAUAUAACAAUAACAUCAAUAAUCGAUCGAAAGAUUUAGUGAAGAAUCGGAACCGUUUCAAUGCGGGCUGCAGGAGAAGAAAAGAAAACAAAUUUCCUGACAUCGCAAUAGGACAGCUUAAGGAGCCAAUAAAUAAGCUGUAGAAGCUGUUUUACUACCGAUACCACGCCCUUUUUGGGUAGAAUUCCAAGGAAACCGUAGCUGUUACGUCAUUUACUUGUGGUCAUCACGUGUCCAUCACGUGUCCGACACGUGAGUUGGCACGACAAUGAUGAAUGUCACGGGWUCAACAGGAACUCCUCGGACAAGAAGACUGAACACCGGUGAUAUUGUACUCGUGUCGUACCUAUGUUUUAUCAUCAUUACAGCCUUAUUUGGAAAUGCAUUGUUGGGUUUUGUUAUCGUCAAAAAACGCUUAAUUCAAAAUGUUCACUACUACUUUAUCCUGAAUCUUCUUGUAGCAAACUUUCUCAACGCACUUUUAAAGAUCCCCACCUCGAUUCUAUCACGAAUCGACAAAGACUGGUAUCCACAUUAUGGGGUCUGCUAYUUUACCACUCCCCUCGGUGUCCUUUUUGGAUCAGCGUCUGUAGGGACCCUCGCAACGGUUGCUAUCAACAGAUACCUCGUGAUUGCAUCACCGUUUAGUUAUUCUGAUAAAAUGCCGCCAGCUUUCGCAAAGACGAUUUUGGCGGGAAUUUGGAUUGGUGCGCUGGCAUUGGCCAUCCCUCCGACCACAUGGCGAAACAAAACCUCUAUUUGUAGCAGUGGAGCCGUUUCAGAGGAACACAAAAUCUCUGAAGUUUUGUACUUUGUAUUUGCAUUAUGGAUGUUUGUGAUUAUCAUUCCAACAGUCAUAAUGUGCGUCACGUAUUUUAAAAUAUAUCUUAUUGCUCGAAAUCAUGCUCAACGGAUGGCAGCACAGCACACAACUGCAUUGACGCGAAGUGACCAUCACUCAAAAAGAAGAGACUUUAAAGCAGCUCUUGUAUUGGCGGUAAUUGGAGGCAUUUUUGUGAUUUGCUGGCUACCAUUCUUUGUAGUGCAGGCAAUACACAAGUUCAGUAGCCAUAGGAUCAACCCCAUGUACUUUAAUGUGUUUCUAUGCAUCAUGUACACUAACGCUGCUAUCGAUCCUAUUGUACUCUUAUUGUUUAACUCAGAGAUGAGAAUGGCAUUUAUCAGACUCUUUUUUAAGAAACUCCGUUUAAAAGAUCGYAUUGGCCCGCAAAGUGGUACGACGUGGGGACAUGCAUCAGCCAUGCCUACAUAAUAUAAUGGCCUGACUACUACAUAAUGUAAUGCCUAGGCCUGGGUUUAUAUGUCUAUGUCUAUGUCUAUGUCAAAGAAAAAAAAUAUCCUUUAAUAUAUAUAUAUAUGUAUAACCACUUAAUUGUGAAAGAAAAUAUGACUUACAUAUAUUAGCGCUGAAACAUGUAAUACAUGUACACGCUGAAAUGAGUAAAUUGUGUCGGUCUCUGUUGUGAGACACGUUUCUUUCACGACCUAUUCACAGUGUCUUGAUACUUGCAAAGGUAAACAUAGUCGAGAAACCUACAGCCAGGAGCCCAUUACUAAGAGCGUCCAUGAUAUGAAUUGGGUUUAGUCACAGUUUUCAUAUAGAGGUGUAUUAUAAUAUUUUUUUUCGAACCCGAGGGGAAACCAUCGUCUAAAGAAACAUGGUGAACGAUAGAUGAAGUGAAUUGUCUUCUAGUCUCUAUUGAUGGGCUCCUGCUUCAUUCACCUCCUGCAAAGUGUUGUAGAGCUUCUCUUGGACUCUCAGCAAUCGAGCCAAAUCGGUGCACAAGAACGUUUCAUGCAGCGUGUGACAAUGUCUUGUUAUAGAAUAUAAAUUUAGAAAGGUAUGAGUCAUAUCCGUGAGAACAACCGUAUUUACACCUACCAAUCAAACUUUGAGGAAAAUGCCAAUGUGAAGAGAUACCAUUUCUCAAUUUCUAAAAGUCAAAUUAGCGUGAUGGGAAAUGUAGUUCUGUAGAAUGAUCGGUCAAAUACUCCAUUUCUAUAAAGAUAGCACAAAAGCGGAAUUUUGGCACUAUUGGCAACUGGCCAUAAGACGUACAAGGAGACUUUCCCAUUACUUAAUUGUUCUAAAAAUUUGCGUCAAUGCCAAAUUGGCUUUGCAAUGCAAGUGAAACUUAGCCAGUUCACCUGGCAAAUGCAGACAAAGUUUUUGGGCUGUAUUUUACCUCGUUAGCGUGAGACAUCUCGAUCAUCUAGUGAUCUUACGAUCUGCCUACUAGAUCUGCUACUGCCGUGGGACCAGCUCCUUAGAGACACCGCGAGCUUAACAAGGUUCAAUAUAGGCCAAUUAGUUGCUAUUUUAUUUGAGCUUUGUACACACCUUGAACAAACUUGUCACACUUGAACUUGUCAAACAACACUCCCCCUUCUUUACUUGGUGAAUGUGGUGAGCGACACAACAAAGCAUGAUGGGAAAUCUAUAGUCGGUKCAAAUGUAUAGUCUCGUUCCCAGGUCUCUCCACUGCUAACGAGCCUCAAAACGGCUUCUAGAGGAGACACUAGUGCAAAUGAGCAGUGCUAGAGUAGAGCGCGGUAAGCUUUUAAGGUAAAGAACUAGCGUAAAAGUUAUUCUUAAUUAUUAUAUUAUAUAACAUUUUUGCGAUAUACAGAGUAAACAAGGAAAGUGCAUUCAGCUAAGCGAAACUUUGGUGAUUUCGGCUUCCUAAAUAAAACAUAAUUUAAUGAUUGUUUUAAUCAUUUAUAUGCUUAAAAUAACUCACUUGUGUUGAAAUAAAACUGUAAAUA